AUGUCGCGCCACAACAGCAGCACCCUGUUCGAUGUCGACGAGUCGGCUACUCAACCGCUAGCUUUCCAAGGUCAGUCACGCGUGUGUGGACCACGUCACAAGCCUAGAACCGCUGAGAGCUGACUGAAUGAACCGUCCCCGUCCCCGUCCCCGUCCCCGUCCCCGUCACCGUCACCGUCACCGUCACGCUCGCCCCCUCCGACUGUCCGACUGUACGGCCAACCCGACCGACACCUCGACGCCCCCUGGAACAGACUUUGGCUCGACUACGAUCGCCUCGGAUGUGCCCUCGGGUCGGAUCUCCCCCUCGGGCGGGUCUCGCUCCGGCAGCGUCGGUGGUGGAGGCUCCUCAGCGCCGAGCAACCUGUACGAGGCCGAGCAGCGCUUCGAACAGACCCUCACCGGCGCCACAAAGUCCGGUGGAGUGCUCAACCUCGAUUUCUGUAGGUUCCCCUCGUCAGCCAUCGCCAUCGUGUUUUGAUGAGCUGUCACCCUGAUUCCUGAUCCGAGCCGACACAACCACUCGCGCAGACACGGGCUACUUUGAUGUCGAUACCGUCACCGUGCUCACACGCGGCGCAAGGACGUUCCUCCCACGCGAAGACUAUGUCGGAGAAGUACUCUCCGGUGUACCCGACCUCUACGGUGCGUUCAUUUUCGCCACGCGAGAGCAGGUUGUUCCUGUGGCGCGUGCGCUCAAGCCCGUUCUCCCCCUUCCCCCCUCCUAAAUAGGCCCCUUUUGGAUCCCGACAACGCUCAUCUUCUCCCUCUUCCUCAUCUCUUCCCUCUCGGCGUCGGUCGAGGCCUAUCUUGCGGGUGAACAGUACACCUACGACUUUACCCGACUCGGCGCUGCCGUCUCGCUCGUGUACGGGGUCCUUCUCUCUACCUUCUUGAUCAAUUUUUCGAUGCUCACCCGCCCUCUGACUCUUACAGGUACAUGUACUGCCUCGGUCUCCCCUUUAUCAUCUGGGUUGCUCUGAAGUAUUGGGCUGGGUCGACGGAGCGAUCAGCGGUCGAGAUCGUCUCGCUGUACGGUUACCAAGCCACCAUCUGGAUCGUCACGGCGGCAAGUCUAAAAGCUCAUCUCUUUGCACGAGCCCUCGCGCUUGACCACGCACUGACCCGCAGCUUUUGACUUUUAAUCUACAGUGGCUCACCCUGAUCCCUUACUCACCCCUUCGAGCGGUCCUCGUCUUGAUCGCAACCGCUCUCUCCGGCGCCUUUCUCCUGCGCAACCUCUACCCCGUCAUCGCCACCGCACCCAACGUAUCCUCGCGACUGUUGCUCAUCGUCAUCGCCAUUCUGCACCUCGUCCUCGCGAUCGCGAUGUGGGUCGGCUUCUUGGCGGGCGGGAGGGGUGUGCUGCAUACACCUCAGGUCCCGAGUAUCCCGGGGACGGGCGUGGGCAAGACCCCAACGGCGGGAAGCGAUUUACCUGCACCCGGUGGGGAUGGCGUCGGGGCGAGAUUGUUGUUCUAG
This is a messenger RNA of Microbotryum saponariae, 1482 nucleotides long. NCBI's taxonomy places the organism in Eukaryota, Fungi, Basidiomycota, Microbotryomycetes, Microbotryales, Microbotryaceae. The record is from the annotation of a GenBank genome assembly.